This is a messenger RNA of Notothenia coriiceps (black rockcod), 3800 nucleotides long. Its product is annotated as carbohydrate sulfotransferase 3-like. Bases 449 to 1843 code for a protein of 464 amino acids. The transcript is spliced from 4 exons. Gene Ontology annotation, molecular function: N-acetylglucosamine 6-O-sulfotransferase activity; chondroitin 6-sulfotransferase activity. Gene Ontology annotation, cellular component: Golgi membrane. Lineage: Eukaryota; Metazoa; Chordata; Actinopteri; Perciformes; Nototheniidae. The record is from RefSeq and is a predicted model, not a curated record. Gene Ontology annotation, biological process: N-acetylglucosamine metabolic process; carbohydrate metabolic process.
UCCAACAGUGGGCACCGGCACAUGGACAAAGUUGGAGACAAAGUUUGGAGAUAUGAUACUUUCUACAAAAAAACUAUUUAAGGUGAAUCGGUGCUUAUUUAUUUUCAGGUAGUCGGGGGAACCCUCAAAAACAAUAGCAAAACACGUUUUUUUUAAUUGAUCAACAUUACAUCAAAAGUUAAAUGAACAAACAUCCUCGCUUGCGGUCCGUUACGCACUCCUUUAUGUCGGUUUUUCUGCAAGACGUCCAUGCCUCCGCGCUGCUUCUCAUUCAUUCGGCAGAGAAGAGCAGCCCGCAUCCGAGCAUACAAUGAAGCAGUGUGUCCUUGUCCGACACAAUGCAGCAAGAUGCUACGAAGCGGACGACACUCUUUCUCGCAAGACUCGGGACGUUUUCGCUCGAUUGCAGAGAGAGAGAUCAGCUUGAGAAUGAAGCUUUAGCCUCUGCAUGACAAGCUAUGAGCAACACACAGACUAUACUCUAGACGUCCAAUUACAAAGCCAGAACUCAAGAAUGAAGACCAAAUAUGCAAUUAUCUUCAUCUGUAUCGUGGCCCUGGUCAUCAUUGAAAAGGAAAGCAACAUCCUGUCAAGAGUCUCUGAUAAACUGAUCCAGAGGCAGGCCCCACAGCAGACCCCACAGCCUCCACUGGAUUAUAGCAACACAACACAAAAUGUCUCCCUGACGAUGCUGAAAAUGCUGCUCUCUAAACUCAUCGGUACAGUUGGGUACAACUCAAGUCUCUCUGAGGAGCAAGAAGAGGAAGAACUAGAUGAUUUAGGCACGUACAGCUUCAGCGGUGGCCGUAAGCACAUAUUACUUUUGGCUACAACACGGACAGGUUCCUCAUUUGUUGGGGAACUUUUCAACCAACACGGGGAGGACAUGUUCUACCUGUUUGAGCCUUUGUGGCACGUGGAGCGCAUGCUGACCACAGCCUCAGAGUCAAACAACGGGACAGUGUUGUCAGGAAUCUACCGGGAUGUGCUCCAGGGGCUCUUUCUGUGCGAUUUCUCUCUCCUUGAGAAGUACAUCGCCCCCCCACCUAAGGACCACGUCACCCCGGCUCUUUUCCGCAGAGAGUCUAGUUUAUCCCUCUGUGAAGAAUCUGUCUGCAGUCCUGUAGUCAAAUAUGUUUUUGAAAGGUUUCACUGUAAGACUCGUCGCUGUGGGCCGCUGAACUUGACCCUUGCAACUGAUUCCUGCCUUUCGAAGCAGCACCACGCCGUUAAGACUGUCCGUGUGCGCCAGCUGGACACGUUGCAGCCUUUAGUGGAGGAUCGCCGUCUGGACGUUAGAAUUAUCCAGCUUGUCCGAGAUCCACGGGCCAUCUUAGCAUCACGCAUGGUGGCUUUCUCUUCGAAGUACCAGACGUGGAAGACCUGGGCGCAGGACGGCCAGGUGCCCGAAGAUGACGAGGAGGUAAAGAGGCUCAAAGCAAACUGCGACCAGAUUAGGAUGUCAGCAGAGGUGGGACUGAGCCAACCUCGCUGGCUGAGGAGACGCUACAUGUUGGUGCGCUAUGAGGAUAUUGCCCGCUACCCCAUGCAGAAGGCAGAGGAGAUGUACAGGUUCACAGGGAUACCAUUCAGUCCCCAAGCUCGGGAGUGGAUCCUGAGGAACACACAGACCAUGCAGGAAGCUAGCGGGAUUUAUUCCACCCAGAAGAACUCAUCAGAGCAGGCAGAGAAAUGGAGAUUCAGCAUUCCCUUCACACUGGCUCAGGUAGUGCAGAGGGUGUGUGGACCCACAAUGGAGCUGUUUGGGUACAGAUUUGUGGAUGAUGAAAAGACACUGAUGAAUAAGUCCAUCAGUUUACUCGAAGAGAAGCUCUUUCUUUAAUCCAGAGGUAAAAAAUGAAGCUGAGAAUCUGGAAAACAUUUCAUGCAAUGGAUCCAAACCAGGAAAAGACAUUAUUGCACGGGCCAAAACUAGUAUGCAAAGGUGCCAGGAGACACAACAUGUUUUACUUGGGACAGUAAGCUAUUGGCCAUACAAUAAUAUUCACUCUCACCAAUGAUGUGCCUCAUUAAUACAAAUGACGAGCCACUUAAGAAAGAGAAGUAUUUAUUUGUGUUCUGCGUUCACUGAGAGGCCUGGUAUUUAAGCUUUACUUGGCGCUUUAAAUUUAGUUUUAAAUUUAAAAAAAGGCUUAGAUGUCAAGCCUGACUUGAAAGGGAUUAUUAUGUCAUAUUUUAUUGAUAGUUGAUCAUCUACGAAAGUGAAAUUAUGGUGAUGUGUGUUAACUUUAUGUGUGUGUCUGAGAAAGAAGUUGUUUCUGUUCAUAGUUCAUGACGCUAGUGCUUACAUUUGUCUAGUUCAAUGUAUAUUUUGAUAUAUAUCAACUGAUCGAUCACUUUAGUUUAGACCUGGUGUGCUUUAAUAGAGCUUUACAUAUCCAACUCAGGUGAAAUUAAUGUGGCAUUUUGUGGUGUCUUCACAAGGGGUAUUGAUACAUCUCCACAAAAAGUACUUUUAUUUUUCCCAAAAGAAAGUAUUCACAGCAGUAAUGCAUUUUCCAGUGCUGCCUCCUAUCCUCUAAGGACACAGUUUAGGUAUUAUUUAACCGAAGCAGCUCCUGCACUGAUAUCCUAUGUGUUCAAGGACACAGGGAACAUUCUUGUGCAAAGAGAUGUUUUAAUUACUUUACAAGUCAGAGAAAUAAAAUCACCAGAAUGAAUAAAACCUGCAAAAGUGUAAAGGCUUUUUAGUCGUGAGUUUAAUGUGUGUUAACGGCUAUGGUCACAACAAAAAUAUAAAAUUGUAACUGUUUUAAGGUGGCCUUUUACUUUAAGUGAAACCCAGGUGCUGCUGUGUGAACUGUCACUCUUGAUGGUAUAUAAAGGUAUCCACUGUGGCUCUAGCUCAAUGGUAGCAUUGUGUUCUGCUUCGCUGAGGCACGGCUGAAACUGCUCUGCUGCUUAUGGAAAGGGAUAUGCUUUAGAGGUACAUAUAGAAGCGUGCUCAUACUAACUUACUGUUUAAAACAUAACUGAAUACAUUACAUACACCUACGUACAGAGAGGCGGGCCUCAAGUUGAACAGAGUCACUACUGCAAGUUUUUUGAUCAAAAGGGAAUACUGUGAAAUACCAAGUGCAGCUGAGAUAAUGGACGCAGUCAGUCUAUUCAACUACUUCAGAUACCAAGAGUGGCAUUACGAUUAUGUGUGACUGUAUGUUUUACAGUCCUUAAAACAAUAAGUCCUUCCUUCAUUUAGAACGUGUCUACUUGAAUAAAGAAUGUUCAUGGUGAAGAAAAUGAUUAGAACAGCAAUAGCAGAGUAGUAUAAAUAGUAGCAAUUAUGAGUCAAGUCUUAAUUCUUUUCCAAACAAGUCUUGGUGCAAGUCUGAGUAUCUUAAAAGAAAAGUAACACCUAUUGAUCAGGGUUGUGAGUCAGAAGGGAACAAUGAAAUGCCAUAUUUGAAAAUGUUUCUUCUAAAGCUCUUAAUGGGGAUUUUUGCAUAAAGCUUGGCCUUACAAAUAUGUGUUCAAGUGGUGUGGCUAAGCAAUGCUUGAUUUUACUAAGUCAAAACUGGAGUCAAGUCACAAAGCCUCAUUUCUGUGACUUAUAGCAGAGCAAGUCUGCCUCUGGAAGAAAAGCAGUGUCAUAGGAUGUCAAAUUUGUGUUUUUCUAUAAUAAAUUGCUGUCUGUGUAUUACAUCUAAGUUACAGUCAUAUUGCUGAUGCAGAAGAAAGCACAGAUUAUGUUUAAGCAUGUAGAAAUGUAUCACACACAUGCAAAUGGCAGAGUUUCUUCUAUUGAAAAAGUGAUUAAAGUUAUUUCUUGUUGUAAAAUG